AUAUAUUGCGAAGUAUAUUAACAGUAGUAAAGCUAAACCUGUGUACGUGUUAGUAAUAUACAAUUCUGACUACCGGCGCCAUCGUGCGUUUACUUAAGCCGAUGAUACACUCAUACGGGACUAUAACAGAUGACACACAAUUUAACAGUUCCAACAAAUAAUUAUCCGCUGAUGUGUAACUGCUGUGUGUUCAAUUUCCUAUAGUUCUACUACUAUCACAGACCGUAUAAUAAUAAUAAUGUGCUUUUGUCGAUGAUAACAAAACAAAGCAUGAAAGCAACGUCUCUCAUUUUGUGUAUGUUUCAGUCUGCUAAAAGUAAACUAAUCUAUUGAAAGAUAAAUAAUAACAACCUAGAUGACUAAAUCGUCUCUGUGAUGCUAUAAAGCUAAAAUGGAGCAAAAUUCAAGCGAUCCUGCUACAAAUGUCAAGCCUCGGCGUGGGAGACCAAAGAAAAGUGAAAAUGAUAAGAAUAAACAUCACCACAUUCGCCUUAGAAAGUCAAAACCCAGAGCAGUAAAAGUUAUAGCACCAGCAGAGCCAUUUAUUCGUGUUAAAAAAACUUCAACUAUUACAAAGACAAAUCUCAAGUCACAGUCAGAUGCUACACAGACAGGCUUAUCUAUUUCAUCUCCAGCUGAGCCCCAUACACCAGCAGCUAUUAAAUCAAAUAUUCACUCCCUAAUCACUAUCACUUCCCCAACAAAUGGAACUAAGAAGCUACUGUUAGUAACAGACAAAACUUAUCCACCUGACUUCCAUUCUGUAAAAAUUAACUGCAAUGCAUCUAAUGUAACAUCAAGUACAACAACAACAACAACAACCACCACAUCAGUUGCUGAUAACAAUCAAAUUUUAUAUCAGAUUUCCAAUAAUAAACCUGGAAUGGUUAUAUUAACUACUGGUUCACAAACACAAUCUAAAAUGCAACCUAAACAAUAUUUGCUCAUUCCAACAUCUGGUACAAGCGAUUUAUCUCUAAUAAAUCCCUCUCUAACAGCUAUUUCAUCAAGUCAAAACAAGCUAAUUGCUUCUCAGGCAGCUAACCCAGCUGAUCGAAUUAAUCAGUCAGUAACAUCUAAUUCAUCACCCCUUCAUGAUAAGAUACUAGUCAAAUCAGAUUUGUCUGACUCUGAUAAACUCUCUGGUGCACCUCUCCCAACAGCCGCCAAAAUGACUGUACCAAAUAAAGUAGGGAAUUUGCAAGAAACAAAUGUGCAUGUGAGAAAGCAUGUCUCUAUUUUACCAAAAUCUGCAGAGAAUGCAAGUGACUAUGCUACUCAGUGUGCUAAACUGAGAGAAUCUGUAGAGAACAUCAGGGGAAAUAGAGAUAUUACUGGAACAUCAGAAAAUUCUAAAAUUAUUACUGGUAGUUGUAACUUAAAGACUGCCUGUUUAACACAGAAAUGUGCUCCUUCAACUCUUGUAAACAAUGGUAUGAAUUGUUCUCUAUCUGAAAACAAUGGUUCAAAUCAACUAAAAUGUAACUUUUCUUCUGUGGACAAUGCUAAAACCUCGUUAAAUUCACCAACAGUGCCUCAUACAUCUUCUGGGUUAAGUUUUAGUAAGAGUGAAUCCAUUUCUCAAAAAAAGGUCGAUCCUAAACGACCUUAUGGUCCACGGGCCAGGAAAUCCUUUCCAAAAGUAUAUGAUAUACCUGCUUCCAUAAAAUCUACUGUUCCUUUCUCUCCAGUGCAAUUAACGAGUACUUCACGAUCAUUGUGGAGCAUGGCACCCUCCAAUUCCAAAAUGAACUCCAGUUCCAUCCCAGCUUAUUCUUUGCAUUCCCCAUCCCAAGAGUUUAUUUCACAGACUAGUUUUAUAUCAGACCACCAUCCAGUUCCAAUUAGUAUUGCAGAUUAUAAACAAACUUUAUCAAAUAUUUUACCACACAGGAAUGUAAGUAUUAAUCAGAACACUCUAGAGAUUUGCACUGAUUCUAAUAAAGGCCCAAUUCUUUCUCGGGACAUGAAAAUACCUCCAGUACCUUCUAAACGUCAGAUAUAUUCUUCUCCCCCAAAGCUAACGAUUGCACCAGGUUUUUCCUCUGUUAAAUCAAAACAAAAAAAUUCAAAUAAAAAGAAAAAAUCCCCUUCAAACCUUCUAGUAAUAAAAGAACGAGAAGAAUUCUUUGAUGAUUGUACACCAACAAACGUUCCUGGAGAUAUGAGUCCUCCUAAACUUGAACGAGAAGAUGGAUAUGGUUUUGUACAAAAUGAUCCCUAUCCACCCAACUUACAACCUCAGUAUCAAACAAACACACAGUUAUCAUCUACAUUGCUUCAAAAUCACACAGACAAUAUGGCACCAUCAUUACCAGACCGUUCAAGAUAUGCAGCAGGGCUUAAAAAGAAUCGAAAAUUGUCUUUCGGUAAAUUAUUUAGCUGUAUGUUGGCUAAGUCAUCCAAAUAUAAAAAAUCUAUAAACCACUAUACUAUUUUAUUUGAAAUAGCUCGAAGUAUUCACUGCUGUGUUGUAUUGUCAGAACUUGGUUACUGUGGCUCUGUAGAUUUAAAAGAUCUUCCAUAUAGACUUGUCACGUCUAUAAAAUGUUCAAAAAGAUGCAGGCAGCAGUUCAUGAAAACAGCAUCAAGUGUUGGGUCCUUACCUUUGUUUAAGCGUCCUUCUAAUGGACCAUUAAUAAAAGAUGAUAAUCAAAUGAUCAAAACUGAAAAACCAGCUUCUCUACACACCAGUAACUUAGAUUACCCAACUGAAUUUAGUGAUAAAAACAUUAUACAGUCAGAUACUCUUCAAAUGAAACAUUUUUCAGGGAAUUAUGUUUCUUUGUUAAAGCAACCAGAACUGAGAAGUGAAAGCUUUAUUCAUGCUCCUGUGAUGAAACCACAAUUUUAUGGCAAUCCAGGUGUGCCAAAUUCUUCCCAGACUUUAAAUACUCAUUCUCAAACUCUAGAUACAGAACAUAAUUAUUUUAAAUUAUCUAAUGACAAACUAACAGCAAAUUAUACAAACUCAUAUGCAGAUAUAAACAAGGAAAGCUUGCCAAUUUUCAAUAAUAAUUGUGGUAAUGAAAGUGUGCCAAAUUCACUGAACACAUUUUCAAAAGCACCAAAUAAUGCUGCUUUGAGUUCCAAAGCAGCAAUAUCAAAUACUGGUGCCUUGAUAACACCACUGCCACCAUCACCACUACCACCACCACCAUUUUCUACUGAAAACAGCAUUAUUGGUAAACUAAAAUAUGAAAUAGUUCCAAAAGAAAAAUUUCUCUCUAUGAAUUGCAGUUCUAAUAUGAUUCCAGUUACAAAGAAUCAGAAUGAUGCUUGUAAAAAUGGAAUUCUCAAAGGCAACUCCAAUAAUCAAUUGGUUCCUAAUCCAAAGAAUUUGGGAUAUAAAAAUGCAGAAGGUUUAGAGAAAACAACUAUUUCACAGCAAAGGAAUAUUUCUUGUCUAACAAAAAGUCCUGAACAGUUACUGUUACCAUCAAAAAGUGAGAUUAUCAUAAAAAAGAAAAAGUUUGGGAAAAAUAAAAUUGAGAGAAAACGGAAAACUUUUGAUGAGAAAAUGCAGCUGUUAAAAGAAAAUGAGUGUUUUAUGAAUAACACCAUUAACUCAGCUUUAACAAAUAAUGUAAUGUCAAAAUUAACCAUUAAGAAAAAUAUUAAGAAACAGUCUAAUUAUGAACAUGCUCCUUCUUUAGAAGAAGUGAAAUCUUUUUAUAAUGAACCAACUACUACUGAUCGUGUUGUUAUGCUUGAUCCCAAUGACCGGCUAAUCACACGAAAAAAGUCAGAGAAAGAAAAAAAAGUUCCUAAGAAAAGGGGACGCCCUCCUAAAGACCGUUCUUUCAAGCUUUCAGAGAAACCAUGUGUAAAAACUCAGUUUGGUAAGCGUUUGUUAAAAAGAAAAUAUAAAAAGGCUAAGCUCCAAAAGGUAAAGACUUCUGGUUCAAUGAAUUCAUUGAUCAUAGAAAUCCAAGAGAAACUCACUCGAAAUCAGGGAAACAUAUCAAAAGAUAUUAAACCAGUUCUUCAGUGCCCAAAGAAAUUGAAUAUUCAAAAUAUCAUUGAUGCUAUUUAUAUGGCAUCAUCACGUAAGAAAAAAGUUCGGCUAAGUUUGAGUUCUUCAAAGUUAAAUAGUGUUUGUAAGAAACCUGUCAAUUGGAAAAAAAUAGCUCGGCAGCCUUUUAAAAAUCACGACUUUACUGAAAAUAGUUUUGAUAUAAAAUCUAAGACUGCCAGAAAACUUAUAUCAACAACUGUGAGUAACUGCAGUUCAAAUCCAAAUUUUGUAACUUGUAAAACUGAAUUGAAAGAUACACUGGAUAUAAAAAACAUUUGCACUGAUUUAAUUAAUACCCAGAAAAUAAAUGAAUACCAAACCUCUUUGAAUAACUUCUCCACACUAAAUAAUUCUUCAACAACUGUUUCUCGUCCUCCUGGCCGUAAAAGAGGGCGUCCAGCAAAAUUAAAAGUACGACCAGUUUCUGGGACUCUAAAUUAUGACCAUACUUAUCAGACUGGAACACCUCCCUGUGAUAAUAGUCUCUUGAAAAAUUCUUCUGCAGUAGCCAAACACAACAUUCUGCAAGCAUCAAAAAAAUCUUUCAGGAGAAGAAAAUCCUCAAAACGACGUGGUAAAUAUUGUUUAUCUACACAGACAACCAGACUAACUGGAAUGGAUACUAAGGUCCCUUCCCAUAAUUCAGUAUCACUCAUGGAUGAUCAUUCCAGUAAUUUACAAACAGAUAUGGGAGCUACAGAAGAAAUCAAAUUACCAUGCUUGAGAAAGAAAAGAAAAAUCGUAGCUCAAAAUAAAGCAUGGAAAAAAAGGAAGAAAACUUCUAAGAUUCAUUCUAAACACUCAAAUGAUGUUCUUGAACGACAAGUUCUUAAGUGUCCAUGUGGCACAGAUGGAGAAAAUAUUACCAAUGAAACAAAAUUACCUCUUACAACGGGUUCUCUCCUUUCAUGCAGUAAUAUGAUAAAGGAAUGUGUUAGAGAUAAUAUAGAUGAGGACAAAAUUAUAAAGGAACCAUCAGUAGAUUAUGAUGAUGUUCUCUCAGAAAAUAAUAUAUUUAAGAAACAUGAUUGUAAAAAGACCUUUGAUAAUGUAACAGAGCUCCCACCGAGCUCACCUGUACCCAUUUUAGUUAAUAAUAGUUCAGAUGUAAUAAAAUUGGUCCCCUCAAAAUCCGUAUCCUUACAACAACCACUUUCACCAUCCUUAGACUCUACAGAAUGUGAUAAUUUUUCUGAAUCAAAUAUGUCACCUUUUUCUAAAACAAGCCAGGCUUCUAUGUAUUCUCAAGAUGACUUAGAACAAACUUUUGCUUCGAGUGAUGUGACAGAAGUCUGUCAUCCUUGUGGUACUUCCCCAGAUGAUACUGAAACUAGCCCCAAAUUUUCUCUUUCUCAGCCUUCUCCUGUAAAUCUUUCAGCAAAUGACAAUUCAUUCACAAUACAACCUAAGUAUUCCGAAACUGAUCAAGAAGCAAAUAUUACUCGUACACACCAUAGUGCCUUACUGAAUAAGUUUAAUGUGGGACUCACCCCGGAAUUAGCUCGAAUCCAACGUCUUAAAGACAAAUUGGAGCAACAGAAAAAAACAAUAGAUAUAGUUAAACAAAAAUUAAGUUAAAUAUAAAGUAUAAACAAUAUUCAUAAUUGUUUUUCAUUUCUCAGCUCAUAAGACAAAAUUACCAAUGCAACUAUCAUUUAAUGUAAUUAUAAUGGUUUAUAUCAAACCAUAAAUAAUAAAUUUAACUUUUUUUUUUAAAAAAAAAAAACCAAAGGUUGAAGGUAACUUGGCUUUCUUGUCAUCAUCAUGUUUUUGUUGUUGCUGUUGUUUUGUUAUCAUUAUAAAGGUGGUGGAUUGGCAUAUCAAACUAAAUAGCUUUCAUAUGUUUAGUUCUGCUCCUCUGCAUUCUGAGUUCAAACCUAUCAGAGUCAACUUAGCCUUUCAUGAUUCUAAAAUUGAUAUGCACCUAUUUAUGUGCUGGGUUACAAAUUUGUGGCCUUGUGCCAAUGAAAGAAAUCAUCAUCAUCCUUGUCUUUAUCAUCAGCAUCAUCAUCAUCAUCAUGGUGGAGGCAGCUGAGUUGAUAGUCUAUAUGUCUUACAGUAUAUAGUUUUGUUUCUUUCAAUUCCUAGCUCCUUUCCUACCAGGAUCAACUUCGCUUUUCCUCCCCACUGGAUUGACAAAAUAAGUAACUCAUAAUAUACUGGAUUCUAUUUAAUCAGCUCUUUUCCCUUGCAAAAGUUAUCCUUGUGUUCAGUCAAAAGAUAACACUUGUUAUUUUCUAAGUUGUCAGAAGCAGUAGAGCAACAUACUAAGUAUCUUCAUUUACUUACAUAGCACUAAGUAAGAAUAUACCCUGGACAACUACUACAAAUUUGUAUUCUGUGACCAAUUUGAAAUAAAGCACUAUCAGGAUUGGUAGAUCAGUGAAUAAAAUACCUCAUGGUAUUUACUUAGGUAUCUUUUUGUUUUGAGUUCAAAUCCUGCCAGGUUCAUUUAUUGCUCUAGUAGCUGCGAGGAAGUCGACUUUUGUGCUUCACAUUAUUUAGUUCAGUAGAGGGGGUUAAUUAGAUUCAUUAGAACAUCAAACAGAAGUUUUGUGUUAUUUGUUCUGGGUUUUCGCAUUCUGAGUUCAAAUCCCACCGAGACUAACUUUGCCUUGUAUCCCUCCAGGAUCAAUAAAAUAAAGUACCUAUCAAGUACUUGAGUCAAUAUAAUUGACUGUCUCUCCUCCAAUUCCUGACCUUGGUCCUAUGUUAGAAAUUGUUUAGUUCAUUGUCCUAGGUUUCUCUGUUCAGAUCCCAUCAGCAUUGGUUAUGCCUCUCAUCUCUAGUGUAAAUUUGAUUCCGGCUGUAUAUCCUCCAUUUAUAUAUCAUUGGUUUGGUUCGCAGUCAUAGGAAGUUAUUUUUAUUUUGUAAAGGCUGAGUGGUAUAACAUAGAGGUAAGCUUUUUAGUAUUGAUCCAUAACCUGGUUUAAAUCCUAGUCAGGGCUGUUUCACUUCAUUUACAUUGCUAAUGCUUUUGGGAAAGGCAUACAUUAUACAAGUUUCCCCACUCUAAAAUUCUCAGGCUUUAAAACAAUGUAAGAAAUUAUUACUAAUAAAGAAGUCAUCAUUAUCUUCAUCAAUAUUUUAUUAUUAGCAUUACUACUAUUACUACUACUUAUUAUCCUCUUACUUCCAUGUAUUUAUUUGCACAAUUAAAAUUACUUUCAAAAUCUUUUCAAUUUACAUGUAUGAUUUUAAUGAAAAGAUUUACACAUUCUUCAGAAUCAUCAGAAAACAACUUCUUCAAUUACAUUUUAUUCAAUAAAUUU
Messenger RNA from Octopus sinensis (East Asian common octopus), 7290 nucleotides. RefSeq lists its product as uncharacterized. NCBI's taxonomy places the organism in Eukaryota, Metazoa, Mollusca, Cephalopoda, Octopoda, Octopodidae. The transcript has 2 exons. Gene Ontology annotation, molecular function: DNA binding. The record is from RefSeq and is a predicted model, not a curated record. The coding region runs from base 392 to 5596 and encodes 1734 amino acids.